AUGGCUUCCCCAGAAGAAGCAGUCCUCUACAGGGAGCAAGGCCGCAUCGCGAUCAUCACCCUCAAUCAACCCAAGAAACUCAAUGCCAUGAGCCAACCUUACUACUACCGCAUCUCCUGCCUACUCCGGGAGAUCGCAGAGAAUCCCAACAUCAGCGUCACGGUGAUCACAGGCUCGGGUCGGUUUUUCUCCGCGGGUGCAAAUGUCAAUUCUACCAGACCUGGUGUUGGACCGGGCUUGGACAAAGAUGCCGCACGGAAUGAUAUUUUGAAGGGGUUCGUGAGCAACAACUUGGAUAUCACACGGUCGUUCUAUACGCACCCGAAGAUCUUGGUCGGUGCGCUGAACGGGCCAACAGUGGGGUUGUCCGCAGCCAUAUUGGGCUUCUGCGACUUCAUCUAUGCCACCCCGCAUACCUUCCUGUUGACGCCGUUCUCCUCGCUUGGACUAGUCGCAGAGGGUGGUGCGAGCAUUGGGCUCGUGCAGCGCAUGGGUCUGACAAAGGCCAAUGAAGCACUCAUCAUGUCCCGCAAGAUCCCAUGUGAUGAGCUCGUGGCUUGCGGCUUCGUGAACAAGGUCUUUUCUGGCAAGGAUCAGAACGACUCUGAUGGGUUCCUGAAACAAGUGUUGGCAGAAAUCGAUGACAAAUUGGGCGAGCACCUGAACCAAGAGUCCAUUCUGAAGAUCAAGGAACUGAUCAGACGGCCGUUCUUGGAAGGCCUCGAGGCACAAGGAGUUCGGGAGGUGAUGGAGGGCAUGAAGAGGUUUAUCCAGGGGGCACCGCAGGAAGAGUUCAAGAAGAUUGCUAGUGGACAGAAGAGACACAAAUUGUAG
Messenger RNA from Fonsecaea nubica, 834 nucleotides. RefSeq lists its product as hypothetical. Gene Ontology annotation, biological process: fatty acid beta-oxidation. Bases 1 to 834 code for a protein of 277 amino acids. Lineage: Eukaryota; Fungi; Ascomycota; Eurotiomycetes; Chaetothyriales; Herpotrichiellaceae. The record is from RefSeq and is a predicted model, not a curated record. The transcript has a single exon. Gene Ontology annotation, cellular component: peroxisomal matrix.